Molecule: messenger RNA, 1455 nt
Organism: Anopheles nili
Lineage: Eukaryota; Metazoa; Arthropoda; Insecta; Diptera; Culicidae
Gene: Ephrin
Exons: 1
Coding region: 1-1455 (484 amino acids)
Biological process (GO): axon guidance; ephrin receptor signaling pathway
Cellular component (GO): plasma membrane
Molecular function (GO): ephrin receptor binding
Source: RefSeq, a predicted model, not a curated record
AUGAAAGUCCGAAACCACAGUCACCAUCAACAGCACAGCAGUAGUAGGAGCACGAGAGCAGCCAUGUCCAUGGGUGGACCGAAGAGUGACCGAGGUGGACAGCAAACCGUCCGGAGCAGAACGACAAGUGGGCGAAGGUGGCGAACGGUGUUGUCCAACAGCAACAGCAACAGCUGGUGGAGAAGCAGCAGUAGUGCUGUGCCUCGACAGAAUGACAGCAACACACUGACGACGAAGCGACGUCGGUACAGAGACGUGAAUGCGCGACUAAAGUGUUGCUUGCCCGGGUUGAGCAGCAGUUCAGCCCUCACGAUCGCGUUGUUGAUCGCGCUGCAACUGGUCGCACUGCAACCGACCGUGCUGCACUGUGCCAAAACGUUCUACAUGCACUGGAACACGACGAACAGCAUCUUUCGGAUCGACAACACGGACCACAUCAUCGACGUGAACAAGGGCAACUCACAGUUCGAGUACGAUCAGGUGCAUAUCAUCUGCCCGGUGUACGAGCCGGGCACGUUCGACAACGAAACGGAGAAGUACAUCAUCUACAACGUGUCGAAGGUGGAGUACGAAACGUGCCGUAUCACGAACCACGAUCCACGCAUCAUCGCGAUCUGUGACAAACCGAACAAGCUGAUGUUCUUCACGAUCACGUUUCGCCCGUUCACACCGCAACCGGGCGGCCUCGAGUUCCUACCGGGCAAUGACUACUACUUCAUCUCGACCUCGUCAAAGGACGAUCUGCACCGGCGGAUAGGCGGUCGCUGUACCACCGACAACAUGAAGGUCGUCUUCAAGGUGUGCUGUGCUGAUGAUCAGCAACAGCAGCAACAACACCACGGCCAUCUUCCCUCCAAUGGGACGGUGCUGGGUGGCGGCCAUGAUGGUGUUGGUGGUAGUGGUGGUGCCAACAACACCAUCUCGAUCGAUGCGUUCGAUCCGAACUCGCGGUUGUUGCCACCGGCCAUCAACACGAGCCAGGGUAACAUCGUGCAGAACACGGUGAACUGGCCGGUGUGGAACGAUGGUCAGCAACAUCAGCAACCGCCGCAUCUACCACCACACGUGCGUCCACCACCCGCAACACCUGCGAUCGGUGCGAAUGGGCGGCACAAUCAUCACUACACCGCGUCGCCACCGCGCACCUCCAUCAACAGUGGCACGGGGCUGGGUGCCGGAACCGGAUACGGAAACGGUAACACUAAUAACCAUAACUACAACAUCAACAGCCCACCGUCCAAUGCGCAUCCGGGCCAGAGCAAGCCGACCAAGAAGACGAAGGAGUACGACAAACACCCGAACGAGGUGGUGAAGAACGAAGAGCUGACGUACAACAACGGGGCGGGUGGGAUCGUGGCCCGGCGCGGGGCUCACGUGGAGGUCCUGGCCGUUGCGUUGCUGCUGGUGGCGCUAGGGUUGCGCAGUCCCACCACUAGAGGGCGCUGCUGGAGCUGA